ACUGAGCUGGGACUUGAACUCGGGUCCUAGGUGACCCUGCCUGGGUCCCUAUCCCCCUAUGCCUGUGUCCCCUGCAGCCCCAGGGUCCUUUGGAUCUGGAGAUGCUGAGGUGAGCAGCUGCUGGGGGGCGGGGGUCACGAAUAGGGGGCAGGUUGGGGCUCUGUCCAGGUGCCCUGCCCCUCUGAGCCUGACCCAGGAAGGGUCCUCUAUUGUCCUGGCUUUGCUGAGAGCCAGAGAUCAGCCAUGGGGUCCUGGGAGCCCUGCACCCCCACUCCCCCCGGGAGCCAAGUUGGCGCCAAGUCCUCGCACACAGGGGCCGGCGUACCCCCUGGGCACUGGCAGCUGGCGGGAGGGGCAGCGGGUCGAAUGGCAGACAGAGAGUUAACAGCAGCGCUGACUUGUCUCUGGAAGGAAAAACUCCCCACAAACGCCCUGCUGCCUGGCAUCCUGCCAGGGCCAAGAUAGAGACUAAAACUGGAAGUCCCGGCGGGUGGCCAGCUCUGCCUCUGCAGCGGACACUUGAGGACGGAGCAGCCCUGCAGCAAGCCGUCUGUCCACACACCCACUGUCCACCUGGCUGCCUGCUGCUCAUCUGGAAACCUCUGUCUGUCCAUCCAUCCAACUCUGUCUGUCUGAUCCUCCUUCGUCCCGCCAUCUGGCUGUCCGCCCAUCUGUCUGUCUGUGGCCCCCGUCUGGUGGUCCACCUGUCCUGUUACCUGUGAGUCCAUCCACUCACCUUGUCCGUUCAGCUGCCCGCCUCCCUGUGCACCUCCCUGUCCGCCAGCUGCGUGCCCACCUGCCUCCCCUCUCCCCUGGGCCUGUCAGAGCCAUGGCCCAGGGCCGCGGGGCCGCGGUCAGCCUGGUCCUGCUGGCACUGGGGCUGGCGCUGGCCAUCAUCGUGCCCACCGUGGUCGUUUCUCGGCACCGCGUCCACUGCGGCCCCCAGGCCUUUGCCCACGCUGCAGUCGCUGCGGACUCCAAAACUUGCUCGGACAUUGGGCGAGCCAUCCUCCAGCAGCGCGGCUCGCCCGUGGACGCUGCCAUCGCGGCUCUGGUCUGCACCGGGGUCGUCAACCCCCAGAGCAUGGGCCUGGGUGGAGGGGUCAUCUUCACUAUCUACAACGCCACCACAGGGAAGGUGGAAAUCAUCAACGCCAGGGAGACGGUGCCCUCCAACCCCAUCCCGGCUCUGCUGGACCAGUGCAAGCAGGCCCAGCCUCUGGGCAUAGGCGCCCAGUGGAUCGGGGUGCCCGGGGAGCUCCGGGGCUACGCUGAGGCCCACCGCCGCCACGGUCGCCUGCCCUGGGCACAGCUGUUCACGCCCACCAUCGCACUGCUCCAGGGGGGCUUCCGUGUGCCCACCAUCCUCGCCAGCUUCCUGCACAGCCCAUUCCUGCGCCCCUCCCUUACGGAGUCAUCCCUGAGACAGCUCUUCUUCAAUGGGACAGAACCCUUGAGGUCUCAGGACCCACUGCCGUGGCCCAUGCUGGCCGCCACCCUGGAGACCGUGGCCACAGAAGGCGCAGAGGCCCUCUACACAGGGCGGCUGGGCCAGCUGCUGCUGGAGGACAUCGCCAAGGAAGGUAGCCAGCUGACCCUGCAGGACUUGGCAUCCUUCCGGCCUGAGGUGGUGGAUGCCCUUGCCAUGCCCCUGGGGGACUAUACCCUGUAUUCGCCGCCGCCGCCUGCUGGGGGCGCCAUUCUCAGCUUCGUCCUCAACGUGCUCAAAGGGUUCAACUUUACCGCCGAGUCGGUGGCCGGGCUGGAGGGGAGAGUGAACUUGUACCAUCACCUCGUGGAGACGCUCAAGUUCGCUGGGGGGCAGAGGUGGCGGCUGUGGGACCCUCGAAGCCACCCAGAGGUCCAGAACGCCUCCCAGGACCUGCUGGGAGAGGCCCUGGCCCAGCACAUCCGCCAGCAGAUGGACGACCGGGGAGACCACCCGCUCGACCACUACAGCCUGGCCGGGGCCUGGACCCACAGGAUGGGCACGGCCCACGUGUCCGUGCUGGGCGAGGACGGCAGCGCCGUGGCCGCCACCAGCACCAUCAACACGCCGUGCGUGGGGCUCGGGGCAGGCGGGCGGGCGGGCCGCACUGGGUUCCCUGGGCCUGGCGCCCCGCCCCCACUUGCUGUGUCCGCGGGCUUUGGAGCCAUGGUGUACUCACCACGCACGGGCAUCCUUCUCAACAACGAGCUUCUGGACCUGUGCUGGAGGCACUCACAGGGCUCUAGAGCCACCCCCCGGCCCGUUCCAGGUGAGCGGCCCCCGUCGUCCAUGGUCCCCUCCAUCUUGGUCAGCACAGCCCGGGGGUCGAAGCUCGUGAUCGGCGGGGCCGGCGGGGAACUCAUUAUCUCUGCGGUGGCUCAGGCCAUCAUGAACAAGCUGUGGCUGGGCUUUGACCUGCAAGCCGCCAUCAACGCCCCCAUCCUUCACGUGGACAGCAAGGGCCAGGUGGAGUUCGAGCCCAGCUUCAGCCAGGAAGUUCAGAAGGGGCUCCAGGACCGGGGCCAAGAGCAGAACAAGAGGCCCUUCUUCCUGAAUGUGGUCCAGGCCGUGUCCCAGGACGGAGCCUGUGUGCAUGCCGCAGCGGACCCGCGGAAGGGUGGGGAGCCCUCGGGCUACUGAAGGGCUGCUCCCUCCCGAUUUGGAGUCCUGCCCCGCGUGUGCCCGGCCAGCCUGACCUGGGGAUCGAGCGCCCUGGCAGGAUCUGGGCCCCUGGGCUGGACGGUCGGCCUGGAGCUGCAAAGAGGUGGACAGCCCAGCAGAUGGACCACUGUGGGGGUCGAGUCUCCCCACCAGAGCCCCGGCCCUGGCCGCUCCAGGCCUCACCCACGACUGUGCCCCUGCCCCCUGGAAGCCCCGCUCCCCACUUGUGUAUCCUUCCGUCCGAGAUUAAAGAAGAGACUGCACCA
This is a messenger RNA of Bubalus bubalis (water buffalo), 2916 nucleotides long. RefSeq names its product gamma-glutamyltransferase 5 (gene GGT5). Lineage: Eukaryota; Metazoa; Chordata; Mammalia; Artiodactyla; Bovidae. Gene Ontology annotation, molecular function: leukotriene-C(4) hydrolase activity; glutathione gamma-glutamate hydrolase. The coding region runs from base 830 to 2629 and encodes 599 amino acids. The record is from RefSeq and is a predicted model, not a curated record. Gene Ontology annotation, biological process: inflammatory response; glutathione catabolic process; leukotriene D4 biosynthetic process. Gene Ontology annotation, cellular component: plasma membrane. The transcript has 12 exons.